Eremomyces bilateralis CBS 781.70 is the source of this 2046-nucleotide messenger RNA. RefSeq lists its product as uncharacterized. The transcript is spliced from 3 exons. NCBI's taxonomy places the organism in Eukaryota, Fungi, Ascomycota, Dothideomycetes, Eremomycetales, Eremomycetaceae. The coding region runs from base 168 to 1919 and encodes 583 amino acids. The record is from RefSeq and is a predicted model, not a curated record.
UUGGUGUUUCUAGCGAGUACGACAGAGGCAGCCUUAUGUGAGCUUGUCAAGGUUGUCCCGUCGCAUACGAACUUGAGUUAUCCUGGACCUUCUUCUUGUCCUUGACCAUCCGUUCCUCAGUUAUUAAUCAUUUUCGCUGAACCUUCACCGCAUCCAUACACCCAGACAUGCCGUUCUCGAAGUCAUCGAAGCGAAAGGGUGGACUCGCCCAUUCAAACCCGCAAUUUGCGUUUGUGCACUGCAAUUCUGAUCCGAGUAAUCGAUCGAAGGACGAUGGGAUACUUCAGAGCACUAUACGAUCGUAUGCGAUGCAAUAUGCUCGAAGACAGAAGCGAUGGUCAACAAGCAGGAGGAUAACUCCAGAGAUGGUAGCACCAACGACAGAUGAUGCCUCGAGCCAGAGGAAGGGGACGACUUUAGCCCUAACAGUUCCGUUUCGAAACCCAUCGAUGGACAAAUCUCCACCCGAAGCGGAUAAUGUUAUGAAGUUGGAAUUCUAUGAGAAAGAGCACGAGACGGGUGUUUGUAUAGGCUGUUCACGGCCUUUGAAACCAAGGGUUUUCUGCCGAUGUAGUGUUGGGAGUCUUCUGGCCAGCAAUUCUGUGAACGGAUCGUCCUACAAUCCCCAUCCUUGGGAUCUUCCGGUUUUGCUAUCCCGCAAGCUGAUCUCCAUCACCGGAUCUGAGACGGAACUUCUAUCCACCUUCUUCGCAACGAUUGGACCACGUUUCCUUCCUUUAGAUGCUCGCCAUCAGAGUAGCCUCAUGGAAGGUUGGUACUCCGCGUGCCUGAGCCACAGCGCAUAUAUGCACAGUUUAUGUUCGGUGGCAGCGAUUCACCUUUUCAUAUCCGGAAAAGGCCAGUUGCGGGAUGUGAUUUAUCAUAAGAUGCGAGCGGAGACGUACCUCAAGAUGAAUCUCCUCGAUCCUACUCGGAUGCAGGAUGAGUCCAAUAUUGGAGCCAUCUUCAACCUUAUCUCUGUUGGCGAGGCUCUCCUUCUCCCUGGCAUAACCAAUGGCGAGUAUAGAAAAGAGGAUUGCAACGAGCGAGUCAUACAUUUGAACGGUCUCCGACAUCUGAUCGGGCUUCGCGGUGGCCUGUCAGGAUUGUCUUCCAAAUGUCUGCGGACUUUUAUACUCUGGCAUAGUACUGCACACGCCCUGGCGUCCUUUGGUGAUCCAUACAUGUCGUUCAUUCAACACCUGACGGGUCCGAUGAACACCCUAUCACCCGUAGAUGAACUCUUAAGGGACCCACCUCUAAAUCCGAUGAUUCGAUUAUGCUGUCGUCUCUAUAUCAGCGAAAACCUAGUCCGAAUCGUCGGGAAUAGCACACAAUUCGUCGAGGCACUCCAUCUCUGGCAUGCACGAAAACCCGACUGCCUGGAUUUCCUCGAUCUGAUCAACUGGUCAUGUGACAUCAUACAACGUCUACUAUUUCACUUGAAUUCGAACCCGACCCGUCGAAUUGAAGAGUCACUAGCCAUUGCACUCAUCAUGUUCGUCACUCGUGCGUCGGAAAUGGUCGCACGUACCAUUGACCCGCUUCGAUUUGCAGCUGUGGAACGACUGAGAGGCUCACUCCUGUCGGUGCCUCCCGAGGAAUGGGCUCCGGCAGAGGACCUCCAUCUUUGGGUUUGUACGGUCGGUGCAUUAUCCGCGCCUGAUGAUGACGAAUCGAGCUGGUUCGUCUCGAAUUGUUAUAGCGUUUCCCAACGAUAUCUUGGAAGGGGAAAAGCGGAGUUUCUGGAUCGUUUGCGUGGGUGUUUAUGGAUUGAACAGACGAUGGGUCGGAAAUUUCGAGAUUUAUGGGGUGUCAUGGCCCUGAAACGAGAGGAAUCUCUUAUGUUGGCUGGAGAUGCUCAAUCUUGUUCCCAAGUGCCUAUUCAAACGGGCAUUGUAAUUGGGUCGGCCAUCUAAAUGUCGUGUUUGGGAGCGGACUAGAAAGAUCAUCUGGAGCAAUCGGCCGUCGUCAAUGGGGACUGUUCUGUGGGAUUCCGAUCCUCGUUUUGCAGCCCAUGGAAUUAUAUCUAAUCUAGGAAUAUGG